AUGUUAGUAUAUUUGUGUCACAUUCAUCUAUUCCAAAUUCAAAGUUCGUUUGCCAUUUUUUGGCAGGUUCUGUCUGCCAGGAAGGUUCAAGUUCUACUGGGUUAUUUUGUCCGCUGCAUAAGAAGAGCGGGUGGGUUCCGGAAUUCACAAAACCCUACUCUGGAAGCAAAUCUUGAUGCAGCAGUAGCUCAUGAUCCUGAAGAACUGAUACUGGAGUUGCAGCCUGCUGAAAGGGGCUUACAAAGUCAAAUUCUGGAAGCAGAUCUAGUUUUAUGGACAGUUGGGUCUAAACCUCUACUUCCUAUGUUAGAACCCUCUGAUAGUCCUCAUGGGCUUCCUCUGAAUGCCAGGGGACAGGCAGAAACAGAUGAAACUCUCUGUGUCAAGGGCCACCCGCGCAUAUUCGCAAUUGGUGACUCUUCUUCACUGAGGGAGUCGAAUGGAAAAUUGCUUCCGGCCACAGCACAGGUGGCUUUUCAGCAAGCAGAUUUUGUUGGUUGGAAUCUAUGGGCUGGGAUUAAUGACCGACCUUUGUUGCCAUUUAGGUUCGAGACCCAAACACAUUCCUUAGAGAUGCAUCUGCAAAUUUUUUGCCAUAUUAACUUGUCAGCAGCAAAAAUGUCGAAUGUUGAUGAUGAUGAGCAACUUGCCAGUCUGUUUUUCUCCCCUUAUAUGUGGGCACGACAGCAACUAGACAAGCCAUCUUCCUCUUCCGUAGUAAUUGGUUCGGUGCUGAGAAAUGAUGAGGGCAGCGAUAGUCAAGCUUGA
Ilex paraguariensis (yerba mate) is the source of this 768-nucleotide messenger RNA. Lineage: Eukaryota; Viridiplantae; Streptophyta; Magnoliopsida; Aquifoliales; Aquifoliaceae. The record is from the annotation of a GenBank genome assembly.